Messenger RNA from Meleagris gallopavo (turkey), 1604 nucleotides. Its product is annotated as keratin, type I cytoskeletal 19. The record is from RefSeq and is a predicted model, not a curated record. Gene Ontology annotation, molecular function: structural molecule activity. Gene Ontology annotation, biological process: epithelial cell differentiation; intermediate filament organization. Gene Ontology annotation, cellular component: cytoskeleton. NCBI's taxonomy places the organism in Eukaryota, Metazoa, Chordata, Aves, Galliformes, Phasianidae.
UUGUCACAGCAUAAAAGAGCCGGGGUGGGGGAAAGGAGCCCGCAUUCCUGCUUCGGGAUCGCAAACCGCGGCUCGCUUCAGGUCCUUGGCAUUCCAACCCAUGGCGACUUACAGCUUCAGGCAAACCUCCUCCGCGGCCGGGGGGCUCGGCGGCCGCUCGCUCCGUCUGGGGGGGGGUUCCUUCAGGGCUCCGAGCAUCCAUGGGGGAUCCGGUGGCAGGGGUGUGUCGGUCUCUUCCGCCAGAUUUGUCUCCUCCGGCCUAGGGAGCGGCCCGGGCGGUGGAUAUGGAGGUGCCUUCAGCAGCGGGUUUGGUGCAGGCUUCGGUGGAGGCUGUGGCGGAGGCUGGGGCUCUGGGGAUGGUCUCCUCUCGGGGAAUGAAACGACGAUGCAAAACCUGAACGACCGCCUCGCGUCCUACCUGGACAAAGUGCGUGCCUUGGAAGAAGCCAACGCAGAGCUUGAAACGAAGAUCCGUGAGUGGUACCUAAAACAAGGACCAGGCCCUGUCCAAGACUACAGCCCUUACUACAAGGCUAUUGAAGACCUCCGAGACCAGAUCCUUGCUGCCACUAUCGACAACUCGAAGGUUGUCCUGCAGAUUGACAACGCCAGGCUGGCUGCUGACGACUUCAAGACCAAGUUUGAAACAGAGCAGGCUCUGCGCAUGAGCGUGGAGGCUGACAUCAGCGGGCUGCGCAGGGUGCUGGACGAGCUGACGCUGGCGAGGACCGACCUGGAGCUGCAGAUUGAGAACCUGAAGGAGGAGCUGGCCUACCUGAAGAAGAACCACGAGGAGGAAAUGAGUGCCCUGGGAGGACAGGUGGCCGGCCAAGUCAGUGUAGAAGUGGACUCUGCUCCAGGCAUUGACCUGUCCAAGAUCCUGGCCGAUAUGAGAGACCAGUAUGAACACAUGGCGGAGAAGAACAGGAAGGAUGCUGAGGCCUGGUUCCACAGUAAGACUGAAGAGCUGAACCGUGAGGUAGCCAUCAAUACUGAACAGCUGCAGAGCAGCAAGUCCGAAGUCACCGACCUGAGACGCACCCUGCAAGGGCUGGAGAUAGAGCUGCAGUCCCAGCUCAGCAUGAAAGGCGCCCUGGAGAGCAGCCUGGCAGACACCGAAGGGCGUUACGGCGCACAGCUGGCGCAGAUCCAGGAGAUGAUUGGCAGCAUUGAGGCGCAGCUGGCUGAGCUCCGAGCUGAUCUGGAGCGCCAGAACAACGAAUACAAGAUGCUCAUGGAUGUCAAGACCCGGCUGGAGCAGGAGAUCGCUACUUACCGGCAGCUCCUGGAGGGUCAGGAGUCCCAGUUGUUUGGCUCCCUUUCUGGAUCUCCCGACAAAGGAGACAAGCUGGCAGAUGGAAAAUAGUACUGAAAGUCCCAUAAACGUCAUCUUCAAGAUGAAGAGAAAAAAGGGAAUUAAAAUGCAGAGAAAUCACACUAAACUGCUGGAAAUUAACUACACAGAAAAUCCUUGUCUACACAAAGCUUAGGUAGAUUGGUUCAUUUAGCAGAGAUUAAUUUGCAGACUAGGUUAGGUUUUUAAUUACCUCUUUCUUGUACUGAAAUGCUGUAUCUGCUCCAAUAAAGAUGAUCUUGCAAUCUCA